CGGAAACGUGACUUUGGUCGUGCGCCACCCUUGCCGACCGCUUGCAACAAAGCUACUACUAAUUAACUUCCGCCGAACCUCUCGAAACCUUCGACCAUUGGUCGUCACCACGACGUCGACUAAAUCUCUGCCAUCCCAUCAGGAGCAACGCGUCCAGCUGUGACAUGUCCUGCUAGGCGCAUCUUUCAAUUCCACCUCUCCCCGCCGUGACUCCAGUCGUACGGUCUUCUUCCUUAGAUUGUCGUCCCCUAAGGCCACGCCUUUGAAGAAGGCGAAAAACUCGGCGGCAAGAUGUCGGUCGCUUCGAAGAACCUGUUCGACCUCCUCGGCAACGAUGAAGAAUCUGACACUCCGAAGGGGCCCGUGAAGACCGUCGACAAGACCCCCACCCAUUCGACGAAGCGCAACGCCGAUGGCCUGGCCCCAGAUUCCAAGCCGGCUUCCGCUGGCAACCGCCGGGGCGGUGGCGCGUCCGGCAACGAGGCUGCUUUCCGCGAUCGCUAUGCCGGCAGUGACCGCAACCGCAACCGACCCGUCGACGAGUCCGCCCUAGGUGGCGCACGAGGCGGCCAAGGUGCCCGUGUUCGUGGCGGUCGCGGAUCGAGAUACCCUCGCGAGCGUGAUGAUAGACAUACCAAGGGAGCCCCAGGUGGCGGUUCUGAGAAACAGGCUGCUCAGUCAUGGGGCGCCACUGAGGGCCAAUCUGAGCUGAAGGACGAGCAAGCCGGCGAGGCGAUUGCCAAGAAGGAUCAGAAAGAAGCUGCUGUCGAGGGAGAUGCUGCCGCCGAGGGCGAGGAGGCCGAGCCUGCCGAGCCCGAGGAGAAGCACAUCUCGUACGAGGAGUACCUCGCCCAGCUGGCUGAGAAGAAGCUGGCCUUGGAGUCGGAUGCCUCCCUGAAGGUCCGCAAGCCCAACGAGGGUGUCAAGGCCGACAAGAAGUGGGCCAAUGCCAAGCCUCUCGUCAAGGAGGGGGACGAGGACUACUUCGCCGGAAUCAGCGGCAAGGCCAAGCGCGAGCGCGAGCGCAAGACCAAGCAGCUCGUCGAGAUUGACAACCGCUACGUCGAGCCCGAGCGUACCGCCGGCGGCCGUGGCGGCCGUGGUGGCCGUGGUGGCAGCCGCGGAGAAUCGUCUCGCGGCUCUUUCCGCGGUGAUCGCGGUGAUCGUGGAGACCGCGGCGACUCUUCUCGCGGCUCUGCCCGCGGCGGCCCCCGUGGCGCUGGCGGCCCCCGAGGUGGCGCCCCCCGUGGCGGUCCCCGUGGCGACUUCCGGGGCGGCCCCCGCCGUGGCGGCGAUCACGCACCCCUGAACCCCAAGGAUGAGUCUGCCUUCCCCAGCUUGGGGAGCUAGAUGCGUUCGCUCUCGAACGCCAUAGGGGUCACCACCGGAGAUGCAGGUCUCGGAUUAUGCCUUUGCUCGGAAGAAUGCUCAAUGGCGGCAGUAAUGCAGAAAACAGGGGGAGGCGUAGGUCUAUAUCGGUUGGUAGUACCGUUAGGCGGCAUUCAUUCAUCUCGGCGGCAGUCCAACAUCGGCGUCUUGCUGGUUCCCGUCACAGAAAAAGCACACAUGGUUUUCUGAUAACAAAGUUUCCAAAUAUUUCUCUCACAACCAAAAAAAAAUGGUCUCCUUUUCCUACGUUUACCUGAGCAUAUGGUGUGGGAAAUGGUUGGCCGAUGGGGAACAACGGGAUUCCACGUUUUCCGUGGUGGCCAUUUUCUUUUCAUCUUUGUAACUGGUAAGAAAACUCGGUCUAUUCUCGAAAUGCCAGGUUACGUUGCCGUUUA
This is a messenger RNA of Phialemonium atrogriseum, 1784 nucleotides long. Its product is annotated as suppressor protein STM1. The transcript has 6 exons. Lineage: Eukaryota; Fungi; Ascomycota; Sordariomycetes; Cephalothecales; Cephalothecaceae. The coding region runs from base 292 to 1350 and encodes 352 amino acids. Gene Ontology annotation, molecular function: RNA binding. The record is from RefSeq and is a predicted model, not a curated record. Gene Ontology annotation, cellular component: cytoplasm; nucleus.